CCGCGGGGAACACCGGCAGGUGGUGGAGGCGAGAUCGCGGCUUCACCCGGUCCCGACCAGCAGCGGCGAUGGCCUCGGCAGCUGUGGAGAGCUUCGUGACCAAGCAGUUGGAUCUGCUGGAGCUCGAGAGGGACGCAGAGGUGGAGGAGCGCAGGUGAUAUAGUAGGUCUAUAUGAUGCUGCUAACGAAGGCAAGCAGCUGGCCACUGGUAUCCUGACCCGGAUCACCCAGAAAUCAGUCACGGUGGCCUUCGAUGAGUCCCAUGAUUUCCAGUUGAACUUGGGUCAAGAGAAUUCCUAUAGACUUUUGAAACUUGCAAAUGACGUCACUUACAAGCGACUGAAAAAAGCUCUGCUUGCUCUGAAGAAAUACCAUUCUGGGCCGGCGGCCUCACUCAUAGAAGUUCUCUUUGGCAUAUCAGACCCCAGUUCGGUCAGCGAAAUACAUCCACUGACGUUCCACAACACCUCCCUGGAUGCCUCCCAGAAAGAAGCGGUUUCAUUCGCUCUGUCCCAGAAAGAAUUGGCCAUCAUCCAUGGACCCCCUGGCACCGGGAAAACGACGACUGUGGUUGAAAUCAUUCUUCAGGCUGUGAAACAAGGCUUAAAGGUUCUGUGCUGUGCUCCCUCCAACAUCGCUGUGGACAAUCUAGUGGAGCAUCUGGCUCGGUGUAAGCAACGGAUUCUGCGCCUGGGGCACCCCGCCCGGCUCCUGGAAUCCAUUCAUCAGCAUUCUCUCGAUGCGGUGUUAGCAAGGAGUGACAGCGCCCAGAUUGUCGCCGAUAUCAGGAAGGACAUCGAUCAGGUCUUCGCGAAAAACAAAAAGACCCAGGAUAAGAAAGAGAAAGGUAAUUUUCGAAAUGAAAUCAAGCUGUUAAGAAAGGAACUAAAAGAGAGGGAAGAAGCAGCUAUGCUUGAAAUCCUGACUUCAGCCAAGGUGGUCCUUGCAACAAAUACAGGGGCUUCUGCUGACGGCCCUUUGAAGUUGCUGCCUGAGGGCUACUUUGACCUGGUGAUAAUUGAUGAGUGUGCCCAGGCCCUGGAAGCAAGCUGCUGGAUCCCUCUGCUGCAGGCCAGAAAGUGCAUCCUGGCUGGAGAUCACAAGCAGCUGCCUCCCACGAUAGUCUCUCACAGGGCGGCGCUAGCAGGGCUGUCGCUCAGCUUGAUGGAGCACCUGGUUGAGGAGUACGGAGCAAAGGCAGUGCGGAUGCUGACCACACAGUACCGCAUGCACCAGGCCAUCAUGCAGUGGGCCUCAGAAGCCAUGUACCAUGGGCAGCUCACCGCCCACCCUUCGGUGGCGGGGCACCUUCUGAGGGACCUUCCAGGUGUGGCCACCACGGAGGAGACAGGCAUCCCCUUGUUGCUCGUGGACACUGCUGGCUGUGGGCUGUUCGAGCUGGAGCAAGAGGACGACCAGUCGAAAGGGAACCCUGGUGAAGUCCGCCUCGUCGGUUUACACAUCCAGGCCCUGGUGGAUGCCGGUGUUCAAGCAAGUGACAUAGCUGUCAUCACACCGUACAACCUCCAGGUGGACCUGCUCAGACAGAGCCUCUCGCCCAGGCAUCCUCAGCUGGAGAUUAAGUCCGUCGAUGGCUUCCAAGGCCGGGAGAAGGAGGCUGUGAUCCUGUCCUUCGUCAGGUCUAACAGGAAAGGUGAGGUUGGUUUUCUUGCUGAGGAUCGGCGGAUCAACGUUGCCAUCACCCGUGCACGGCGCCAUGUGGCGGUUGUCUGCGAUUCCCACACAGUUAACAACCACGCCUUUUUGAAGACCUUGGUGGAUUACUUCACAGAGCACGGGGAAGUGCGCACAGCUUUUGAGUAUCUUGAUGACAUUGUCCCCGAAAACUAUUCCCACGAGAGUUCCCAGGGGCACAGCCAUGCUGCUGCGAAGCCUCAGGGCCCUGCCACGGCUGCCAGGAAACCUUCUGGAAGCAGGAAUCAGGAAGGUCGGGAGGCACAGGACCGGAAGAAGCCGGCUGGAAAGCCUCUGGGCUCUGAAGCCCUUGCUCAGCCCAGCCUCAAUGGAGGAAGCUUGGAGGGGACAGUAAGCAAAGACAGCGAGGGCCUAUUCCGGGCCAUGAUAGCAGAGUUCAUGGCCAGUGAGAAGACACAGCUGGAGUUUCCUGCGUCGCUGAAUUCCCACGACCGGCUGCGGGUCCACCAGAUAGCCGAGGAGCACGGGCUGAUGCACAGCAGUGCCGGGGAGGGCAAGAGGAGGCACAUCACUGUGAGCAAGAAGCCCCUGCUCACUGAGUCACCCCCAGCAGGGGCUGGCAGCGAAGGCCCUCCUUGCCCAGAUGCCCCCAGCCCUGUGCAGACGGGACACCCCUGCAGGGAGCAGUGUGGCCAUGAUCAGCUGGAUCUGAAGGCUCUGCACCUGGAGAGGCUGGAGAGGGAGAAGAGCAGGCGGGAGCAGAAGACCAAGGAGAGCAAGGAGGGGCAGCUAGCCUCCGGGCUGAAGAAGUUUCCAGAAAAGAAAAAGAAAAAAGAAGCAAAGGGACAUACGGCCACUGACGCACCCUUGGAGGAGGACUUCGAUGCCCUGCUUUCAGCUGCCGUUAAGGCUGACAACACCUGUGGCUUUGCCAAGUGCACGGCCAGCAUCGCCACUCUGGGCCAGCUCUGCCAGCUCUGCGGCCGCCGCUACUGCCUCAGCCACCAGCUGCCCGAGGUCCAUGGCUGCGGUGAGAGAGCGCGUGCCCAGGCCCGACAGAGAAUCAGCCGGGAAGGGGUUCUCUAUGCUGGCAGUGGAACCAAGGACAGGUCCUUGGACCCAGCCAAGAGGGCUCAGCUUCAGAGGAGGCUGGAUAAGAAACUGGGUGAGCUCAGCAGCCAGAGGAUGAGCAAGAGGAAGGAGAAGGGAACGUGACCGCCGGCGUACUCACAGGGCCCCCAGAGCUGCCCCGGGGGAGCCCAGCGGCUGUGCCAAGCCCAGGUUUCUCUCCACCAGAGAUGCGAGGGUUGGAGGGACCUGGGUGGAGCUUGGGCUUCUGGAGCCCAGAGAUAGGCUUUUCCUAUGAAACCAGGUGGGGGAACCCGCUGGGAGGGCGCUCUGCUGUCCCACGCUUGGGCCUGGUGCAGGGGUGGGCCCAGAGAAUGCUGCGCCUUGCUCGCUCCAGCCCAAUUGUUUCCAGGCUGUGCCUUCACUCCCAGUCAAAACCCAAAGCCCACUCUGGGAUCCUGGGAAAGGCUCUGUUUCCUCGGAGUUGUGCCUGGCCUCGAAUUCUGUCGAAGUGACCCCCAUCUGGAGCUGGCAGCUCUCAUCCGCGGGGAGGAGGGCAUUUUGAGAAAACUGGGAAGAGUGUGAACGCGUCUGCAGAGGCGGGUCCAAGAAGUGGGUGUUUCACUCGUGUGAUCCUGAGUGGCCGCCGGCCAAGGCCGCUUUCAUCUGCUUUUCUGUCCUAGCGUCUGCAGUGACUCUCCCUGGUCCUCAUGGGGCGGCAAGCACAGCUCCCAAAGGCUGGGAAGGUCUCCACUUCCUGGUUUACAGCCUGUGCUCACCUUUCUUGGGGGAAGUAUCUGGUCCCAGGUGACAGUCACUAAUCUGAGCAUCGUUGUCACUAAAACUUAGAUCUAGAGCCUUCUCUGAGCCUGUCCAGUGUUCUUUGCCAACUCUUUUAUUUAAGAAAACCUCAGAUGGAUAUAUUUUGGCCUCAGGUUUUUGUUUCAAAGGUAUAUAAAUUAUUUAAAAAUUAAACAAAAAGGCUUGCACACCGCCCACAGUGUGUUUGCUGUGUGUCUGAAAUGGACAUUCUUUUUUCUCCUUUGCUCAGUGGGUCCUUCCCUGGUUGAGAACGCAGGAUGACUCCAGAUAUUCAGGACAUACAAGUGGCACUGGUGUGCAGACGCUCAGCGUGGUGGGCACGGGUAUAUGGGGCCUUCUGUGAGGUCCUCAUUCUGUCCACAGAUGGGAAGGGGAAGGAACAUGUUCCUCUUCUCCUUGAUUUCCCCGUUAACUAGAACAAAAGUUUCAAGUUGGAAAGUCUAGAAUUGCGAAACUUGAGGAGAGCAAGCCCAGGCUUGGUGGAAAGAUAGCAGCAAGCCGGACAACAGCAAGCUGGCCCUGGCCAGAGGCGAGAUCGCAGCUGGGUUAGGGCGUUUUACCUGUGGAGCUGCCGUUGGAGACGGGCCUUUCUGGCCAGUUGGUGGAUCUUCUCACCAUCUCCUUCCACCCUCUUCCACUGCAUCUUCUCUUUCCAUGACACUUAAUGACCACAUACAUGUCCACGGCCCUCAGAAUGGAGCCCAGCCUGGCCGACCUGGCAUCUCAGGUGUCUGUGAUGGUGGCCUCUGUCUUCCUGUGAGCCUCCUCUCUUCUCUGGUCACACCACUGUCCUCCAAGUGUUAUUCACUCAGCUCACGUGUUGCCAUGCACUCUGGGCCAGGCGAGCACACUGUUGACCACACUGCUUUUGCCGGUGCCAGGCCACCAUGGCUCCUCUUCUGCCCCCUUGCGUGGAUGCCUUCUUGCUCCCAUCAGGUGGCUUUGGGACUGAGUUGCUUGGGAAGGGGAAGAGGCAGGGCCCUUGCUGUGUGGCCACAUUCAUUCUGCUACAUCAGUAAGUGCAUAGUGAGUGCCGCCGUGUGCGGAGCGGUGUCAAGAACCCACCUGCAGACGGUUAGCUGCUGUUCUCGUGCCCCAUGAGGACCUGUGGCUGGUGGGAAACAGGUACCCAGAUGCUUAUAAGGGCAUGCAGUACCCAUCUUGAAGUGUUGCGUGGUUGUCGAGGUGCACGGGGAGCUGCUUUGCCUCCCAGAGAUAUAUGCUUUAUCUCCUUGACUUUCUGGUGCAUCUCCUGGACACAGAGUCUGUAUGUCCUUGGCUGGAUCAGAGACUUCACAUUUCUAGUCAUAGCAAGACCAGGUUCAGAGUUGGGCCAGCAUCCAAACAGGCCCAUCUGAGUCCUGCCCUGGGGUUGACAUACAGAUGCUGAAAGAAAGUUCCAGUUCUACUGGAGCUGGCCCAGCAGCUCCUUUCCCCAAAGGAAGCCUUUCUGCAGGAGAGAAGUCCAAAGAGAAAGAGACCCCAAAGUAGGGGUAGAAGAGUGACCUGCUGACAGUGUUUGUGCACCUGGAUUCAGCCAUUCCUGACCUGCAACCCAUCCUUCCCAGUGUCCUGUGCUAGUUCACCUUCCUUUUUAGCUGAAGAAGGUCUGCCUUGGGUUUUUGUUACUUUCUUUCUCUCUUAAAAUUUAUUCAUUCAUUUUAUUUUAAU
This is a messenger RNA of Tupaia belangeri chinensis (Chinese tree shrew), 5217 nucleotides long. It is a transcript of the gene IGHMBP2, whose product is annotated as immunoglobulin mu DNA binding protein 2. Gene Ontology annotation, molecular function: ATP binding; zinc ion binding; RNA binding. NCBI's taxonomy places the organism in Eukaryota, Metazoa, Chordata, Mammalia, Scandentia, Tupaiidae. Gene Ontology annotation, cellular component: cytoplasm; nucleus. The record is from RefSeq and is a predicted model, not a curated record.